AUGGACAUUGAGCGACAGGGCAAUGACGCAUCCAAGGCCGUGGGAGACAGCUCGAACCGCGACCCUUCGAUUCGAAGCAACCAUGCAGGAGAUAUUUACGACCUCGCCACCGAAAAGCAUGCAGAGAACGGGGCGAAUUCUGUGCCGAACCUGCAACGGAAGCUGAAGAGUAGACAUCUGCAGAUGAUAGCAAUUGGCGGUACUAUUGGAACAGGUCUCUUCAUCGGCAGCGGGACUGCCAUUGCCCAUUCGGGACCCGUCGGCGCUCUUAUUGCUUAUAUCUUUGUCGGUACCCUUGUCUACUCGGUCAUGACAUCUCUGGGGGAGCUAGCAACUUAUAUCCCGAUUCCUGGCGCGUACAUGACAUAUGCAUGCCGGUUUGUUGACCCCAGCCUGGGCUUUGCCAUGGGCUGGAUUUGCUGGUUCUCCUGGGCAAUCAACUUUGCCCUCGAGCUGACUGCCACCGGCCUCAUUAUCCAGUACUGGGACUCUUCAAUCCCAAUAUCCAUCUUCAUCGCCAUAUUCUGGGUUGUCGUCAUUGUGCUGAACCUUAUGCCGGUGAAUUUCUACGGUGAAAUGGAAUUUUGGCUUUGCAGUAUCAAAGUCAUAACCAUCGUGGGAUUCCUCAUCUUCGGUAUCUGCAUCAAUGCCGGUGCUAGCCCGCAAGGCUAUAUUGGUUUCCAUUAUUGGGUUGACCCGGGGCCUUUCGCCUCAUACUUGAUUACACCAGGGCCGACUGCAAAGUUCGUCGGCUUUUGGGCUGUCCUUAUACAGGCCGGCUUCUCCUACCAGGGCACGGAGCUCGUCGGCCUUGCAGCUGCAGAGGCAGAGAACCCUCACAAGAGUGUCCCCUCCGCAAUCCGUAAGAGCUUUGUUCGGAUUUUGCUCUUCUUCGUUGCGACCAUCUUCUUUAUUGGAAUUGUGGUACCGUCUGACAACAAGAGCCUGCUAUCUGGCGCGACCGAUGCCUCUGCAUCCCCCUUCGUGAUUGCUGCUAAGCUAGCCGGCGUCAAAGCCCUGCCCAGCAUUAUCAACGCAGUUCUACUCACAGUUGUGCUUUCUGCCGCAAACUCCAAUGUGUACAGUGGCAGCCGCGUGCUAGUUGGGUUAGCAAAGGAAGGGCUCGCCCCUAAAUGGGUGGGAAAAACAUCGGCUCGAGGUGUCCCAUACUACAGUGUCGGUAUUACAGUUGCCUUUGGCCUGCUGGGCUUCCUCAACGUGUCCAGCUCCGGGAGUACUGUCUUUAACUGGCUUCUCAAUAUCUGUGGCGUGGCAGGCUUCAUCACCUGGACCACGCUGAAUGCUUGCCAUAUCGGCUUCAUGCGCGCACUGAAAGCCCAGAACAUGUCUCGCGAUCUGCUUCCCUACAGGGCGAUGUGGCAGCCAUAUCUGGCGUGGUACGGACUCGUUUGCAAUAUCGUCAUCAUCCUCACGCAGGGCUUCACCGCGUGGGUGCCGGAUUUCAGCGUGUCUCAGUUCUUCGUGGCAUAUAUUAGUUUGAUCUUAUUCGUCAUUCUGUAUCUGGGCCACAAGCUCAUCUGUCGCACACAGUUCGUCGAGCCUCUUUCUGCCGAUUUAUAUACCGGGCGUCUGCAGGUCGAGGAGGAGGCCUGGGAAACCACUACGCCUGCCAGCUGGUAUGGUAAAAUGUGGAAAUCGAUAAAGAGUUGA
This is a messenger RNA of Aspergillus versicolor CBS 583.65, 1671 nucleotides long. RefSeq lists its product as uncharacterized. The record is from RefSeq and is a predicted model, not a curated record. The transcript has 2 exons. Bases 1 to 1671 code for a protein of 556 amino acids. Gene Ontology annotation, molecular function: amino acid transmembrane transporter activity. Gene Ontology annotation, biological process: amino acid transmembrane transport. Lineage: Eukaryota; Fungi; Ascomycota; Eurotiomycetes; Eurotiales; Aspergillaceae. Gene Ontology annotation, cellular component: membrane.